Messenger RNA from Acyrthosiphon pisum (pea aphid), 674 nucleotides. RefSeq lists its product as uncharacterized. The record is from RefSeq and is a predicted model, not a curated record. Lineage: Eukaryota; Metazoa; Arthropoda; Insecta; Hemiptera; Aphididae. The coding region runs from base 180 to 674 and encodes 164 amino acids. The transcript has 3 exons.
GAAGAAACACUAUGGCCCUAGAUUAACUCUUAUGUAUACUGACACAGGUAAAUAUAAUUAAAAUAAUCUCAUGUAUAUAAUAUAUUAAUAUCAUUAUUUUUCUAGAUUCACUAGUGUAUCACAUUCAAACGGAUGAUUUCUACAAAGACUUGGCGGCUAACAGUAGCUUUUUGGACCGGAUGGACACCGCCAACCUGCCCAGUGACCAUCCGUGUUAUGUGGCAACCAGAAAGAAGGAGCCAGGACUCUUUUCCGACGAGGUGGAUGCUAAUAUUAUUACUGAGUUCUGUGCGUUGAGGGCCAAGUCGUAUGCGUUUAAUGUAUAUACUGGACCAGAAGACAGAGUAGGAGGAGGAGCGAAAAUUAAAGCGAAGGGUAUCAGGUCUCAUGUGGUUAAAAACCACAUGACAUUGGAAGAUCAUAGGAAGUGUUUGUUUGGGGAAGAAGGAGUAGAGUUAUACAGAGAUAAUGUUUCAAUUAGGUCGUUUAACCAUCAACUUGUAACGCUUAAAACUAAGAAAUUGACAUACAACAGCUACGAUGAUAAGAGGGUGGUGCUAGAAGAUAAAAUAAAUACACUAGCCCAUGGUCAUUAUAGUAUAGAGGAAGAUGAUAUAUGGCCAGAACUUGAGGAAAUAUUAUCAUAUUGUAGAUGGAUGACAAUAUUAGUAUAA